This is a messenger RNA of Saccoglossus kowalevskii, 3307 nucleotides long. Its product is annotated as peroxisomal multifunctional enzyme type 2-like. Lineage: Eukaryota; Metazoa; Hemichordata; Enteropneusta; Harrimaniidae. Gene Ontology annotation, molecular function: oxidoreductase activity. The record is from RefSeq and is a predicted model, not a curated record.
UCCUACCCACGCACAUUAUCAUGUCGGAGCUCAGAUUCGAUGAUCGCGUUGUUCUCGUCACUGGAGCUGGCAAUGGACUGGGUAAAGAAUAUGCUCUGAUGUUUGCUGAAAGAGGAGCAUCAGUUGUUGUGAAUGAUCUAGGAGGCGAUAUCAAAGGUGAAGGGAAGAGUAGUCGUGCUGCUGAUGUGGUUGUAAAUGAAAUCAGAUCAAAGGGAGGCAAAGCUGUGGCAAACUAUGAUUCUGUUGAAGAUGGUGAGAAAGUUGUGAAGACUGCUUUGGAUAACUUUGGAAGAAUUGACGUGGUUGUCAAUAAUGCCGGUAUUCUCAGAGACCGUUCAUUUGCAAGAACAAGUGACCUUGAUUGGGAUUUGAUCCAUAGGGUCCAUCUGCGGGGGUCAUUUCAGGUCACGAGAGCAGCUUGGCCACACAUGAAGAAACAAAAAUAUGGUAGAAUUAUUAUGACUUCCUCUGGGGCUGGUUUGUAUGGUAACUUUGGUCAGGCCAAUUACAGCGCAGCAAAGCUGGGUCUUAUUGGAUUAGCCAACACUCUUGCAAUAGAAGGUGAAAAAUACAAUAUACAUACCAACACCGUUGUGCCGAUGGCCGGAUCAAGGUUGACUGCAACCGUCAUGCCUCAAUAUAUGAUUGAUGCAUUGAAGCCAGAGUACAUCGCUCCAUUAGUAGUGUUUAUGUGUCAUGAAAGCUGUGAUGAAAACCAUACAAUAUUUGAAUGUGGUGCUGGAUGGGCGGCACAGGUACGACUCCAACGAAGCAAAGGUGCAAUUUAUAAAAAGAAGAACUUAGCAGCAACCCCAGAGCAGGUUCGAGACAGUUGGAACAAUAUCACUGACUUCACAGAUGCUGACAUUCCAACUACAAUCCAAGAGAGUACUGGCUUAGCAAUGCAAGCUCUAUCGGUGGAUGAAAACAAUGAAAGAUCCAUAAAACCCAACAAUACAUCAGCUGUCAAUGUUAGUCAAGCCAUUGGACAUACACAGAAGUCACCCAACUUUACUUAUGGACCUGACAAUAUUAUUCUAUAUGCACUUGGAGUUGGGGUCUCAACCAAAGAUGAGGACUAUUUGAAAUUCUUAUUUGAAGGCAGUGAUGAAUUCUGUGUAUUGCCAACAUUUGCUGUGAUUCCUGCAUUUGCUGCUAUGACAGGUGGAUUUACCAAUGUUCCUGGCCUUGAUAUAGAUCCCACCAAGAUUCUCCAUGGAGAACAGUAUUUGGAACUCCAUAAACCAUUGGCCACAGAAGGAACGUUGCAUUCUGAAUCCACCGUGGUUGAUAUAUUAGACAAGGGAUCUGGUGCUUUGAUUAUUCUCAAUAUUAAAACAUUUGAUGAAGGGAAUGAACUUGUAGCAACCACCCAGUUUGGCAGCUUUGUUGUUGGUGCUGGUGGAUUUGGUGGGAAGAGAAAUUCAGAUAAAGCCAUGGGUCAAUCUAUUUUUGACAUGUACCCAAGACCUGAAAUUAGUCUGGAGCUAGAACCACUAUGCUGCUUGAAAGAAAUUUCAUAUUGCUCACAAAAUAAGAUCAACAGUUUCAUUCAGCAACAUAAAUUGAUGGUUACAGAACAUACAUUGAUGGUUACAGAACAUAAAUUGACGGUUACAGAACAUAAAUUGAUGGUUACAGAACAUAUAUUGAUGGUUACAGAACAUAAAUUGAUGGUUACAGAACAUAAAUUUAUGGUUACAGAACAUAAAUUGACGGUUACAGAACAUAAAUUGACGGUUACAGAACAUAAAUUUAUGGUUACAGAACAUAAAUUUACGGUUACAGAACAUAAAUUGAUGGUUACAGAACAUACAUUGAUGGUUACAGAACAUAAAUUGAUGGUUACAGAACAUACAUUGAUGGUUACAGAAGAUAAAUUUAUGGUUACAGAACAUACAUUGAUGGUUACAGAACAUAAAUUUAUGGUUACAGAACAUAAAUUGAUGGUUACAGAACAUAAAUUUAUGGUUACAGAACAUGAAUUGAUGGUUACAGAACAUACAUUGACGGUUACAGAACAUAAAUUUAUGGUUACAGAACAUACAUUGAUGGUUACAGAACAUAAAUUUAUGGUUACAGAACAUAAAUUGAUGGUUACAGAACAUAAAUUGACGGUUAUAGAACAUAAAUUGAUGGUUACAGAACAUAAAUUGACGGUUACAGAACAUAAAUCGACGGUUACAGAACAUAAAUUGACGGUUACAGAACAUAAAUUGAUGGUUACAGAACAUAAAUUGACGGUUACAGAACAUAAAUUGAUGGUUACAGAACAUAAAUUGACGGUUAUAGAACAUAAAUUGAUGGUUACAGAACAUAAAUUGAUGGUUACAGAACAUAAAUUGACGGUUAUAGAACAUAAAUUGAUGGUUACAGAACAUAAAUUGACGGUUACAGAACAUAAAUCGACGGUUACAGAACAUAAAUUGAUGGUUACAGAACAUAAAUUGACGGUUAUAGAACAUAAAUUGACGGUUACAGAACAUAAAUUGACGGUUACAGAACAUAAAUUGAUGGUUACAGAACAUAAAUUGAUGGUUACAGAACAUAAAUUGACGGUUACAGAACAUAAAUUGAUGGUUACAGAACAUAAAUUGACGGUUAUAGCACAUAAAUUGACGGUUAUAGAACAUAAAUUGACGGUUACAGAACAUAAAUUGAUGGUACGCUUUGCUAAGACGGUGCUACCUGGUCAGACUAUUAAGACAGAGAUGUGGAAAGAAGGCAACAGAAUUCAUAUGCAGUGUAAGGUUGGUGAGACUGGUGAGGUCUGCUUAUCUGGUGCUUACAUUGAUUUGAUUGGGACUGCUGCAGCUGGAACAUCUGCUACCUCACAGGUAACAAGUAGUAGUCCUAUUGAUAUGAUCUUUCAAGAAAUGGGAAAGCGUAUGAAUGAUUUUCCAGAUUUGAUCAAGAAAGUUAAAGGAGUGUAUUUAUACAGGAUGACUGAUGGAAAGAAUCCAGUGGCUGAAUACACUGUUGAUUUGAAGACUGGUAAUGGAGAAGUAUAUAAAGGAUCACCAAAACAGGGUAAACCUGAUGUCACGGUAACCAUGGCAGAACAGCAUUUCACAGAUCUGAUGACACAAAAACUUAACCCUCAACAGGCAUUCUUUCAAGGAAAGCUAAAAGUAUCUGGUAAUGUCGGGUUGCUGAUGAAAGCAGGACAGCUGUUCCAGAAACAUGCUCCUAAGCUAUAAAACCAAAUUGAAGAAGAAAGGAAGAUAAAUAUUGUCAGUGGAAACAUAAAAUAAAAACUGUCGUACAGAUUACUUAUUUGGCAGCAAUUUAUAAGAAAUCAAUAACG